Neopsephotus bourkii (Bourke's parrot) is the source of this 498-nucleotide messenger RNA. Its product is annotated as intraflagellar transport-associated protein-like. The record is from RefSeq and is a predicted model, not a curated record. Gene Ontology annotation, molecular function: intraciliary transport particle A binding. NCBI's taxonomy places the organism in Eukaryota, Metazoa, Chordata, Aves, Psittaciformes, Psittacidae. Gene Ontology annotation, cellular component: cytosol; 9+0 non-motile cilium. Gene Ontology annotation, biological process: spermatogenesis; acrosome reaction.
AUGCAAGUGACUGUUGGCACAGUUUCUGCAAAGAAGGCAGCUGUUGUGUGGAUAAUGGGAGAACAACUGUUGAACAGCAGCAUCCUUGAUCAAUUCAUUAAUAGCCAUGAGUAGUCUUAUGAAGAGUUUCUAAACACAUUCACCAAUCUUAUAAAAGAGGAAGAGAGGAAGACAAUUCAUGGAAGUAAAGUUGACUCAUUGAGGAAAGUAUUUUAUACUUCUGAAUUACCAAACAGAAAUAAAUGGGAUGGCUCACGUGGAAGAAGCAAGAAAAUUGGGGUGUCUCUUCUAACACAGCUGCCAAGUGAGAAUAAGGUAGACAGGGCCGUAUAUUUGGAAGAUACUGAAGAUGAAGAGAUGUGCAGUGGGUCAUUACUUCUCCCAGGAGAGGUGGAACAGACAGUGACUUAUUGUGCACCCUUUUUUAAUAAACCCUUGCAACUGAAAUCCAGGACCUUGUCAGUUCCCCAGCCAUCUGUCGGAGACUCCAUGUCAUAG